GGGCAGCGAUCACGGAGGGGAGCCCAGGACAGGGCGCCCCAGGCAGGGUUUCCGAGAGGUCUUGGGUCAGCCUCAGUGUGAUGUUUACCCUUCUCCUUCUAGACCAAAAGGCUCCGUCCCGAGUUACAGACAACGUGGAUUCAGAGGGAGGUUUGACAGUGAAAUUACCUGAAAACAUGAUGUUUGAAGUGGCCACCUACAGGUCCAGGAAGCGCAGCGUCGAGGUCUUGGGGACCCGGAUACCCAGGCAACUCCUGGCUGCCCUUGAGAACACGAAGCUGAGGCGUAAACUGCCCGAUUCGUUCCAAUCAAUCCGAGCAAUGAGAGAAGACCUGUAUCUGGUGACAGAAACCCUGACGACGACAAAGACUGAAACCCUGGAAAGCGAACAAGGAUGUGUUAUUCAGCUCCUGGUGGAUCGUUUGGGUUUCCGAUAUGGACGCAAGUGUCAAAAGGCGGUGACCAUCCCCCCUGGGACAGUCCUGGGCUAUCGCCUAAAGCAGCUCGUCUUCCCCAACGAGGAGAGCAUGAAUAUUAUUUCCGAAAAAACAAAAUCCUUUCCACAAGAGAAAGAUGGUGGUGCAUCUUGCUUAGGGAAGUCCUUGAGUUUGGAGGGUUCCAGAAGCAUGAAGGAGAAGGUGCAGGACCUGGUGAGGGUCCUCCAGGAUCUGACGGAGAAGGAGCAAAAAAGGGUGCUGAGCUGCCUCGCUAAGUGCCUCACUGAGGAUGAACAGCUGCAGGAUCUACAGCAAAGAGUGUCUGAGGUCCAGCGCUCCGGAGAGCUACGGAUGGAGGGCCCAGCAGGUCCUUUCAUAAGCAGCCUUUUUAAUACAGCUGGGAUCUUGGUAGAGGCGCGCGUGGAAGCCCUGUGGGAUGUCCUGGAUGCUUUGGCGGAGUUGUCUGAGGAGCGGCGGUUUGUGGCUGAGGCCCUAGAAAACAGAACCCUGCCUCUGUUGAAGGGCAAGAUGGAGUCUAUCCUGGAGCAGAACCUGGGUGAGAAGCUGCGUGAUGAGGGCUUUGACCCCGAGGCACGAACUCUCUGGGCCCUCUACGUGGUUGUCUCCAUCCUGCUGCAGCUGGAGAAGCCUACCUCUGUGUCUUCCUAACACUCUGGUAGCUCUUUAACCAUGCUCCCCACAAGCCCCUGGGUGGUCUUCGCCCCGGUCUAUCCUCGCCAUCCCGCUUCCCAGUCACCAGAACAAUGUCUUUAAAACAAGCCGCUGGCUGGUUUUUGAGACACCCCAUUUGCUGAGAUCAUGUCCAAAAAUCAGCCUGGAUUGUAUGCAUGACCUUCUGAUUAAAAGUGGCAGUUUGACCAUA
This is a messenger RNA of Phacochoerus africanus (Common warthog), 1320 nucleotides long. It is a transcript of the gene GSDMB, whose product is annotated as gasdermin B. The transcript is spliced from 9 exons. Gene Ontology annotation, biological process: defense response to bacterium; pyroptotic inflammatory response. The coding region runs from base 81 to 1106 and encodes 341 amino acids. The record is from RefSeq and is a predicted model, not a curated record. Gene Ontology annotation, molecular function: phosphatidylinositol-4,5-bisphosphate binding; phosphatidylinositol-4-phosphate binding; phosphatidylserine binding. NCBI's taxonomy places the organism in Eukaryota, Metazoa, Chordata, Mammalia, Artiodactyla, Suidae.